This is a messenger RNA of Penicillium antarcticum, 4497 nucleotides long. RefSeq names its product sister chromatid cohesion factor PDS5. NCBI's taxonomy places the organism in Eukaryota, Fungi, Ascomycota, Eurotiomycetes, Eurotiales, Aspergillaceae. The coding region runs from base 1 to 4497 and encodes 1498 amino acids. Gene Ontology annotation, cellular component: nucleus; chromatin. The transcript has 2 exons. Gene Ontology annotation, biological process: mitotic sister chromatid cohesion; DNA repair. The record is from RefSeq and is a predicted model, not a curated record.
AUGCCUUCGCGCUCUCGCCCUCCUCCCGAGGUCGAGGAUGACUCGGGGCUUCACAGCCUCUCCUUCAACCAACCCCUCUCAUGGCGCGUGGGGCGCGCUGCCAUUCCCAUCGCGGAUCUCCUCGAGCGUCUCCAGACGCUAGCGCAGGAGCUUCGCAAACUUGACCAGGAAGAAAUUGAUAAGGAAUCUCUCCGGAAGGUUUCGCAAGAACUUGCCAGCGGAAAUCUGCUCGCUCAUAAGGACAAGGGUGUGCGGGCGUGGGCUACGUGCUGCAUCGUUGAUGUUUUGCGAUUAUGCGCCCCAGACGCGCCAUUCACGCGCAACCAGCUUAAGGAUAUCUUCACUUGUAUCGUGUCCUCGAUUAUCCCCGCGCUGGCUGAUCCAUCCAACGCCUACAAUGCGCAGCACAUCUACGUUCUGGGAUCGCUUGCCGAGGUGAAGAGUAUAGUUUUGAUGGUCGAUCUCGACCAUCCGGACUCACUUAUUGUACCACUGUUCACAGGAUGUUUCGACAUUGUUUCAGGGUCCUCGAAGGCCUCCACCGGUGAAGAGGUCGCCAAGAACGUCGAAUUUGAUAUGACCAGAGUACUUGUCACGGUUAUCGACGAAUCACUUGUUCUGGCACCAGAGGUGGUUGAUAUUAUUGUCGCACAAUUCUUGCGGGUCGACCCACGAGUCACGAACAAGAAAGGAAAGCGCCCAGAUACACAGGUCGAUUCUAAGCAGGAUACUUUAUUGUUGAAAGAUUAUCCUGCCGCCUACAAUAUGGCGAAGGCUAUUUGCCAGGCUUGCCCCGAACGAAUGACCAGUCACAUCAGCCAGUACUUUAACAACGUCAUCAUCGAUGCGUCUGUGCCAGCUGGCCAGACAAACGGCCAUAAGCAUGGUGCUCGGAAACCCAACCUUGACGAGUCUGAUGAGGAGGGAGAGGACAUCAAAGAGUUGAGCAAGGCUCACCGCCUGAUUCGGGAGCUCUGGCGCGCUUGUCCUGAAGUUCUGCAGAAUGUGAUUCCCCAGAUCGAAGCAGAACUAUCUGCGGAAUCAGUAUCCCUUCGAUUGUUGGCUACGCAAACAAUCGGAGACCUCGCGGCAGGAAUUGGAGUUGCAGGACCCCCUCCCUCACCUCCCAUGGAUCCUGCUGCAUACCCACCUGUGGCUCUGGUGGACUAUGAUAAGAUGAUCCCUCAGCCCAACAUUCUGUUAACUCCAGUCUCCCCGAAGCCUUUCUCUCAGGUUCAUAAUUCGGCGUACGAGGCAUUUCUCAGCCGUCGCCUUGACAAGACCCCGUCAGUCCGUGCUGCCUGGGCCACGGUUGUGGGACGGAUUCUUCUAACAUCUGCUGGUGGCUCUGGUCUUCACGAGAAUGAAGAAAAAAACCUUGUCCGACACCUUGCCUCGAUGCUCCGCGAUGUCGAUGAAAAGGUUCGUGUGGCUGCAGUGGAUACUGUUGGUCAAUUUGGCCUAUCUCAAAUCGUUCACAAACUGGGAGUUGAUGGCGGCUGUUCAACGCCGGAUUCACUUCUUGCAAUUCUUGCUGAACGAGUCAAGGACCGCAAGCCCCAUGUGCGUGAACAUGCCAUGAAGAUUUUGGCUAGGAUGUGGGCAGUGGCUGCUGGUGAUAUCGAGCAGAAUACCGAACCUGUCGUUUCCCUCCUCAGGGACGCACCAUCCAAAAUUUUCGAUGCAUUCUACACAAAUGACCAAGAGAUUCAUGUUCUGAUUGACCGCGUGCUCUUUGAGACACUUCUGCCCCUUUCAUACCCACCCAUCAAGGCGAAGCUGUCUCGUGGUAAUUCAAACCAAUCACAAAAACAAAAGGAGAGCCAAGCUUCCGAACCCGAGCAAGAGACGGAUGUCGAUAAGAUUCGUGUUCGUCGAAUCCUCACCCUGCUCCGUGGUCUGGAUGAGAAGGCUAGGCGAGUGUUCUUUGUCAUGUUGGCACGUCAGUUGUCGAUGAGGUCGGCCGUGACACUCUACCUAGAGGCCUGUGAGAAGUACAAUGGCGGUGUCUUUGACAAAGACGAAGAACAGAUUAAGGCCCAGCUGUCCAAGAUUGUGGAUUCAUUAUCCAAGACCUUCCCUGACGCUGCACGUGCAUCAGCAGAUCUCUGGAAGUUCGCCAAGGUGCAUGAUCGUCGCAGCUACCAGUUGAUUCGCUUCACUAUGGCGGCUGUGAGUGACUACCGCACUGUUGUGAAGGCAACAAAAGAGCUGCAGCGCCGCGUACAGACUGCUAAUAACUCACCCCUGCUUGAAACAUUGAAUCCUCUUGUAUACCGAUGUGGGUCCUUGAUUUUCAACCGCAGUCAUAUCCCGGCGAUCAUGAGCCUUUCCCGGACCGAUGAGAACGGAUUGGCCAAUGCCGCCCAGGAGAUGCUGAAGCAAAUCUCCUCUCAAAAUCCUGAGGUCUUAGAGGCCCAGGUACAAGAAAUGUGCAAAGACCUCGAAGCUCAAGCUCCCAAGGCUUCUUCGGCCGGUGAUGCCAAUGCCGAGGACAUUCUGAAGGCUUGUUCUGGCUUCGCUAAGAAGCUUCCUGCCAAGCUUCCCAAGGAACGCAAGUUCUUCCAAGCUCUUACCAACUACGCCCUCUACAGCUCAUCCCCGCAUGCGGCAAAGCACGCUGUCUCUAUUUUGAUGGCUACUGCUGACAAAAAAGAGAUGUACGCCAAAGACCUUGUACAAAAGUGUGUUAAGAAGUGGACAUAUGGGUCUGAUCGGUUCCUUACUCGUCUGGCUGCUUUGUCGCAGCUCAACCUUCUCGCGCCGAGAGAGGCAGACGAGGAAAGUGAUGCCAUCAUUGCCAUUGCUAUUAACCAAAUUCUGCUCACCAACCGCAACCCUGAACCAGAGUCUGAAUACACUUGGUCAGAGACUGUGGAUGAUGAAACGAACGCCAAAGAGUGGGCUCUGAAAAUCAUUGUCAACCGCCUUCGGGCUAAGGACGGGGCUGAUAAUGAAGCGGACUUUCGUGCUCAUGCCAAGCCUGUUUAUGAGACUCUGAACAAACUUAUCGCAGGUGAGGGCGAGAUCUCCAAGAAGAAAGAUACUCCUGCCGGUCAGAAAUCCCGCCUGCGUCUCCUCGCUGCCAAGUCCGUCCUCAAGCUGUGUGCUUGCAGCACCGUCUGUGACGGUCUAUUGACACCUAUCGAUUUCAAUGCAAUUGCUUUGGUUGCCCAAGAUCCGCUGUUGCAGGUGCGAAGUGGGUUCAUCAACCAUCUGAAGAAGAAACUUGUGCAAAAAUCACAUCUAAGUCAUAGGUGGUACAUUGUGCCCUGUUUACUUGCCUUUGAGCCCGUUCAUAGUCUAAAGGAGAGCACACUCACAUGGCUGCGCUCUCGUGCAGCAUACUUUGCUCAGCAAGCACAGGCUAGUGGGAAGCGGACAGAGCAGACCAUGGUCAUGGAACUGAUUUUCUCGCGCCUCCUGUCUCUUCUUGCCUACCACCCUGAUUACCCGUCCGAGGAUUUGGACGAGUCAACGAAAUUGGGCGACCUAACCGACUUCUCUCAAUACAUCCUUUACUACCUCUCUGCAGUGGCCAAUGAGCAGAACAUGUCUCUGAUCUACCACGUUGGACAACGUGUCAAGCAAUUCCGCGAUGGCAUCACCAAAUCCGACGAGAUCUCUACGCGCCUCCACACUCUCUCCGAUCUGGCCCAAGCAACCAUCCGCCGUUUCGCAGACGUCUACUCCCAGCAACACAAGUUCGGCGGUGCCACCGGCGCAACCAACAUCCUGCAAACAUACCCUGGAAAGAUGGGUGUUCCCAGCUCUCUCUUCGCGUCCAUGAGCGGCCAUCGUGAGGCUCAGGACGUCGCCGACAAGAACUUCCUUCCUGAUGAGUUGGACGAUCUACUGGAUCGUGUCGUCCGGAAUGCCAUGAAGCCCAGGAAUGCCUCUCAGGUGGCACAUGGCGGAUCGAGCAAGAAGCGGAAGCCUUCUCUCGACACCAAUGGCAAACCCCCUGCUGCCAAAAAGUCACGCAAGGAUAAGCUCGCUCGUCCCCGUAAAUCCUCAUCAUCAGUUGGCACAUUCAAACCCAAGCGCAAGUCCAAGAAUGAAGAUGGCUGGUCUUCUGACGGAGGCGCCAAAGAUUUCAUGCCUGCUUCUACUCGCAGACGCAGCGUCAGAGGGACUGCCAAGACGGAUGUCAGCUAUAUUGACAAUGACAGCGAUGAAGAUGACGAGGAGAUGGCAACAUGGGAUGAGCCCGCAGAAGCCAAUCACGAACAAGACGAGGAAGAGGAAGAAGAGGAGGAACAGGAACAAGAAGCAAGCGAUGACGAGGAAAUGAAAGAGGCAGGCAACAACGACGAGGAGGAAAAGACAGACGAUGAAGAACCAGAGGAAGCCAGCGAGAAGGAACCAACUCCACCUCCUAUUCCCGCAAAGAAGCGCGGCGCAAAGGCCUCUACAGCCAAGAGUCCCGUCGCAAAGAAGCCCGCCACGACUACUUCUUCCACCUUGCCGACACGUCGCUCUUCUCGCCGCGGAUAA